CGCCGUGCGGCCCGGAGGGGUGUGUGCGGGGGGCCGGAGGCGGCUGUCACUGUCGGCUCAGCCUGCGCCGGGGAACAUUGGCCGCCUCCAGCUCCCGGCGCGGCCCGACCCGGCCCGGCUUGGCCGCCUCAGCAGACACCAGCCAGUCCUGGCAGUCAUGAGGCCUCCCUGGUACCCCCUGCAUACACCCUCCCUGGCUUCUCCACUCCUCUUCCUCCUCCUCUCCCUCCUGGGAGGAGGGGCAAGGGCUGAGGGCCGGGAAGACCCUCAGCUGCUGGUGAGGGUUCGAGGGGGCCAGCUGAGGGGCAUCCGCCUGAAGGCCCCUGGAGGCCCAGUCUCAGCUUUUCUGGGCAUCCCCUUUGCAGAGCCACCUGUGGGCUCACGUAGAUUUAUGCCACCAGAGCCCAAGCGGCCCUGGUCAGGAAUAUUGGAUGCUACCACCUUCCAAAAUGUCUGCUACCAAUACGUGGACACCCUGUACCCUGGGUUUGAGGGUACCGAGAUGUGGAACCCCAAUCGAGAGCUGAGUGAAGACUGCCUUUAUCUUAAUGUGUGGACACCAUACCCCAGGCCUACUUCUCCCACACCUGUCCUCAUCUGGAUCUAUGGGGGUGGUUUCUACAGUGGAGCAUCCUCCUUGGACGUGUAUGACGGCCGUUUCCUGGCCCAGGUUGAGGGAACCGUGUUGGUAUCUAUGAACUACCGAGUGGGAACCUUUGGCUUCUUGGCUCUACCAGGAAGCAGAGACGCCCCUGGCAAUGUAGGCCUGCUGGAUCAACGGCUUGCCUUGCAAUGGGUACAAGAAAAUAUCGCAGCCUUUGGGGGAGACCCAAUGUCAGUGACUCUGUUUGGGGAGAGUGCAGGUGCAGCCUCAGUGGGCAUGCACAUUCUGUCCCUGCCCAGCAGGAGCCUCUUCCACAGGGCUGUCCUGCAGAGUGGCACACCCAACGGGCCCUGGGCCACUGUGAGUGCGGGAGAGGCCAGGCGCAGGGCCACACUGCUGGCCCGCCUUGUGGGCUGUCCCCCAGGUGGCGCUGGUGGCAAUGACACCGAGCUGAUAUCCUGCUUGAGGACAAGGCCCGCUCAGGACCUGGUGGACCACGAGUGGCAUGUGCUGCCUCAAGAAAGUAUCUUCCGGUUUUCCUUCGUGCCUGUGGUGGACGGGGAUUUCCUCAGUGACACGCCGGAGGCCCUCAUCAAUACUGGAGAUUUUCAAGACCUGCAGGUGCUGGUGGGUGUGGUGAAGGACGAGGGCUCCUACUUUCUGGUUUACGGGGUCCCAGGCUUCAGCAAAGACAAUGAAUCUCUCAUCAGCCGGGCCCAGUUCCUGGCUGGGGUGCGGAUCGGUGUACCCCAAGCGAGUGACCUGGCGGCCGAGGCUGUGGUCCUGCAUUAUACAGACUGGCUGCACCCUGAGGACCCUGCCCACCUGAGAGAUGCCAUGAGUGCGGUGGUAGGCGACCACAACGUUGUGUGCCCUGUGGCCCAGCUGGCUGGGCGACUGGCUGCCCAAGGGGCUCGGGUCUAUGCCUACAUCUUUGAACACCGUGCCUCCACAUUGACUUGGCCCCUCUGGAUGGGGGUGCCCCAUGGCUAUGAAAUCGAGUUCAUCUUUGGGCUCCCCCUGGAUCCCUCACUGAACUACACCGUGGAGGAGAGAAUCUUUGCUCAGCGACUUAUGAAAUACUGGACCAAUUUUGCCCGCACAGGAGACCCCAAUGACCCUCGAGACUCUAAGUCUCCACGGUGGCCACCGUACACCACUGCCGCGCAGCAAUACGUGAGCCUGAACCUGAAGCCUUUGGAGGUGCGGCGGGGACUGCGCGCCCAGACCUGCGCCUUCUGGAAUCGUUUUCUCCCCAAAUUGCUCAGCGCCACAGCCACAGAGGUUCCCUGCACCUGCCCAAGCCCCGCCCAUGGGGAGGCUGCCCCGAGGCCAGGGCCCGCCUUAUCCCUGUCACUUCUCUUCUUCCUUUUCCUCCUCCACUCCGGGCUUCGGCGGCUCUAACUACAUAUAACCCUUGCCCCUUCUGGCUUCAGAGCAUACUUACUCUAGAGUGUGACUGAGGAGAAGGGCCCCCUCUCAGGGAUAUAGCACCCCACUCCAUUCUCAAGCCGAGACAAAAUGAACAGACUCAGGGAUCUUUGUUUAAACAAAAAUUCAAAAACACAGGGUUUUUUUUUUUUUUAAUGUAAAAUUACCCUUUGGAGCUUGAGCCUGAUGUUGAGGGGAGAAGGAUCUGGGGCUAGUCGGCGUAGCCAAUGGGCCUUAUAAUCGCCAACCAUUUCUGUUUCUUCUUUCUUUUCCCUACCAACCCAUGGACCCUCCUCCCACUCUGAUCCUGUCCCUCCCCUCGGUCUUCCGGUGAUUUUUCUCCUCCUCUCUCCUUCCUGCUACACUUCACCUCUACCUUCAUUCUCCGGAUCAUCCACUGUUCUCUUCCCACCGCCCCACUCGGCCUCCGACAAUGCGUGUACGCCGGCGCACUCACGAUCGAUCUCCACUACCCGACCUGUUCCGUUUCUUCCUCCUACUCUUGCGGGGUGCCCUGGCCGUAGACACGCUGGACGAGGCGGAGCGCCAGUGGAAGGCCGAGUUCCACCGCUGGAGCUCCUACAUGGUGCACUGGAAGAACCAGUUCGACCACUAUAGCAAGCAGGAACGCUGCUCAGACCUGUGACCCCUUGGGGGACCCCAGGUCCUGCCGUCCUGCCCGAGCCCCUGAUUGUAUAUACUAUUUAUUUAAGGGCUGGGAUAUAAUACAACCGAGCCCCCAGGCCCUGUCCACCCCGCCCCGACUUCCUCCCACUAGGGGAUCCUCAUCUUCUGCAUGUUUUGGGCUGAGCUCCCCUCCCCGCGGUGCCUUCGCCCCUCUGGGCCGCCAAUAAACUGUUACAGCUACUAGAGUCUGUGCUACCGGCGGGAACUUGGGGCGGGGACCAGGUCACGGAGACGCUAGGAACAGAAGCCUCCGGAUUGGUGAGCACUGAUGUACCCUGCCCGCAGCAUCCGGCGGAAGUAAGCACUAGGUCCGCCCUAGGGGCGGAGCUUGCGACUGCGCUGCAAGGCUGGUUUGCCGGCGCCUUUUAGAGAGCUCGGAAGUCGGUGUCAACUUGUGGAAUGACCUCUCCUGCUACUACGCUGUUUGGUAUGAGUUCCCCUGCCCUAGCUAAUCCCAGAAAACACCAAGAACCCGGAGUCCGCCCUGCCUCGGUGACAGCUGCUCUACCGAGCACCCUGGAGCUGCUAAAGGACGUGCACCUGGGCCUGGCUGUACCCUGCCAGGAUCCCGCCCGACUGGCUCUCCUCUCAGGCCACUACCUUUACUAUCACUACGGUUGCGAUGGACUGGAUGACCGCGGCUGGGGAUGCGGCUACCGCACCCUGCAGACUCUGUGCUCCUGGCCAGAGGGCCAGUCCUCCGGCGUGCCUGGACUGGCAGCCUUGCAGGGAGCCCUAGAGGACAUGGGCGACAAGCCCCCCGGUUUCCGGGGCUCCCGGAACUGGAUCGGCUGUGUAGAGGCCAGUCUCUGUCUAGAGCACUUUGGAGGACCUCAGGGACGCCUGUACCACUUGCCCCGCGGAGCAGAGCUUAGGGGAGAACUGGAGCGGCUUUAUUCACACUUCACAGCGGGUGGGGGCCCAGUAAUGGUGGGAGGAGAUGCAGAUGCUCAGUCCAAGGCCCUGCUGGGAAUCUGUGAGGGGCCAGAUAUGGAAGUCUAUGUCUUGAUACUGGACCCACACUACUGGGGCACUCCAAAAAACCGUUGUGAAUUGCAAGCUGCUGGAUGGGUGGGCUGGCAAAAGGUAAACCAUGUCUUUGAUUCCAAUUCGUUCUACAACCUGUGCUUGACCAGACCUAUCUGAACCAACACGCCCUGUCUGCACUGUCGGAUAGAGCCCAGAACUGAGACUGAUCAGACAUCUAUUUACUUCUCACAGGCCCUCCCCCCAACAGCAGACAAGUCUCUUUCAGCAUCAAAAGUUUGGGUCAGGCACGAUGGCCGGGCAGGUGAAUCUGAGUUCAGAGUCAACCUGGUAUACCCCACAAGUUCUAGGUCAGCCGGGGUGAAGACACUGUUCUGAAAAUGGUAAUAAAUUGGCAUAAUUCAGCUUCCUA
This is a messenger RNA of Rattus norvegicus (Norway rat), 4121 nucleotides long. RefSeq names its product acetylcholinesterase (gene Ache). The record is from RefSeq and is a predicted model, not a curated record. Gene Ontology annotation, molecular function: acetylcholinesterase activity; cholinesterase activity. Lineage: Eukaryota; Metazoa; Chordata; Mammalia; Rodentia; Muridae. Gene Ontology annotation, cellular component: extracellular region; plasma membrane; synapse.